This is a messenger RNA of Colletotrichum chrysophilum, 1008 nucleotides long. RefSeq lists its product as uncharacterized. The coding region runs from base 1 to 1008 and encodes 335 amino acids. Gene Ontology annotation, molecular function: transmembrane transporter activity. NCBI's taxonomy places the organism in Eukaryota, Fungi, Ascomycota, Sordariomycetes, Glomerellales, Glomerellaceae. The record is from RefSeq and is a predicted model, not a curated record. The transcript has 4 exons. Gene Ontology annotation, cellular component: membrane. Gene Ontology annotation, biological process: transmembrane transport.
AUGGUCGUUACUCGAGGGCGCCCGAGCUGGUGGAUGGGCUCCUGCAUGGCAGUAUGGGCCGUCAUCAGCGGCCUUACAGCUGUGAGCAAGGAUUACACUGGGCUUCUUCUUACAAGAUUCUUUCUGGGCAUCACCGAAGCUCCAUAUUAUCCCGGCGCUCUGUAUGUGCUAGCGACUUUCUAUACCCGCAAGGAACUAGCAACCAGGAUAUCGAUCCUGUAUACGGGCAAUAUCCUGGCUACUGCUUUUGCUGGCCUCAUUGCACUUGGAAUCUUUCAGAUGCAUGGAAUGGCUGGGAUCUCGGGAUGGCGAUGGCUUUUAAUCAUGCAGGGAGUUGUUACCCUGAUCAUCGCCAUCAUCGCAUUCUUCAUCCUUCCCGACGAGCCCUUGACGACCCGAUGGCUAACUCCAGAGGAGAGAAUACUGGCGAACGAAAGGAUCUUACGAGACACCGUGGGCAAUACCGGACAGACAACUACCUGGAGUGGUCUCAUCGAGGCGGCGAAGGACCCAAGAGUCUGGCUGUUUACGGCUAUGCAGCACUUUCAUCUCGGAGCGAACGGGUUCAAGAACUUCUUUCCCACUGCAGUGGAAACGCUUGGUUUUAGCGAAACAGUCACACUCAUUCUCACAUGCCCGCCGUAUCUGAUUGCCGGCAUCGUUUCCAUCGCCUGGUCAUGGUCAUCUGGGAGAUUCAAUGAGAGAACCUGUACCUACGCCGUCGAUAGUAUCAUUCUUGGCUGGGUGUCAGCAACGUGCUCUCAAACGAAAGAGAAGAAGGCUUCAUCCCUGGCCAUAGUCAAUUGUAUUGCUGUCAGCUCUUUCAUCUGGACUCCUUACAUGUGGCCCAAGUCUGACGAGCCUCGGUACGUCAUGGCGAUGUCAACAAGCGCGGCUUUGAGCGUCGCAACAGCUGCCGGGGCAUGGUCGAUGCGAUUCUGGCUGAAGCACGAGAACAAGAAAAUCCGGCAGUCAGAGGAUGAGAACGUAUUGUUUUACGCCUACUAA